AUGGGAGGUGUUCCCCUCGGAAUCAGCCCACCCUGUACACAACCACAUGAGCACACCAGGUCGCAUGGCGCCUACUCUAGUCGGCAUAGCGCUAGCCUCCCAUCGGUUGGCAUGCUUCAAUGCGCGUCUCUAAGAGGCAGCUGGCAGAGUGAGCGUUGGCAACAUUUGUUUGGGUACAAACUACUUUUGCCCAGAAGACAGUUGAGUCGACAAAGCGUUUCUCUCUACUCCGUCAGGGAAUAUAAUCUGGCACUUUACGAUCAUUUGGUGGACUAUCCAGACCAAGUGAUGAGCAAACUGGGUAAAAGAGGGUCGAGCGUUGGAGUCGGUACCACUGAUUAUGCAACUUAUGCAAUUUGCUGCACACAAGCAAUAAAUUAG
Protopolystoma xenopodis is the source of this 381-nucleotide messenger RNA. The record is from the annotation of a GenBank genome assembly. Lineage: Eukaryota; Metazoa; Platyhelminthes; Monogenea; Polystomatidea; Polystomatidae.